Messenger RNA from Chenopodium quinoa (quinoa), 1546 nucleotides. Its product is annotated as quinone-oxidoreductase homolog, chloroplastic-like. The record is from RefSeq and is a predicted model, not a curated record. The transcript is spliced from 4 exons. Gene Ontology annotation, molecular function: oxidoreductase activity. NCBI's taxonomy places the organism in Eukaryota, Viridiplantae, Streptophyta, Magnoliopsida, Caryophyllales, Amaranthaceae. Bases 193 to 1179 code for a protein of 328 amino acids.
CCACCAAGGAAUCCCAUACUCAUCACACUGUAUAUCGGUCAAACUUUCAAAAAUAGAUUGUCUAUGUUCUUCCAUGGCGGCAGAGACGACUGACCUCAUUAAAUUCCACUUUGAAAUUUCAUAUCGAAAAUUGCAGUCAUUUGCUGAAUAAAUACCACCCCCAAUUAAUCCUCCUACAAGUGCAGUGGAGCAAUGGCACCCAAAUUAAUGAAUGCUAUUCAGUAUUUUCGCUAUGGUGGUGGACCUGCUGCAUUAAAGCGUGUUAAGGUUGCUGUUCCUGAUCCAAAGGCUGAUGAGGUUUUAUUAAAAGUUGAGGCUGCAUCUUUAAACGCAUUUGAUUGGAAGAUACAAGAGGGCAUACCUCGGCCCAUAUUACCCCGAAAGUUCCCUUAUAUACCAGGAACUGAUGUUGCAGGGGAGGUAGUCCAGGCUGGAUCUUCUGUAAAGAAGUUUCAAGUUGGUGACAAGGUCCUGGCCCUGUUUAGCCAUGCUACUGGGGGUGCACUGGCUGAAUAUGCCGUGGCAAAGGAGAACAUGGCAGUUGCUAGACCCCCAGAAUUAUCAGUACCCGAAGGUGCAGGCCUACCUCUUGCUGCCCUUACUGCUCACCUAGCACUUACCCAUGCAGGCAUAAAGUUUGAUGGAAGUGGUGACAGGAAAAACAUAUUGAUCACAGCUGCAUCAGGGGGUGUUGGUCACUAUGCAGUACAGAUGGCAAAGCUUGGAAACACACAUGUAACCGCAACAUGUGGGGCACGUAAUCUAGAUUUUGUCAAGGGCUUGGGCGCUGAUGAAGUUCUUGACUAUAAGACCUCAGAAGGAGCUUCCCUGAAAAGCCCUUCAGGGAAGAAAUAUGACUAUGUGAUCCAUUGUGCUAUGGGCAUCCCUUGGGCCACAUUUGAGCCUAAUUUGAGUGCAACUGGUAAGGUGAUAGACUUGACUCCUGGCCUUGGUGCGAUGAUGAAGUUUGCUAUGCAGAAGCUAACAUUCUCUAAGAAGCAAUUGGUGCCUCUAAUUCUGUUUCCAAAGAUAGAGAACUUUGAAUAUGUUGUGAAUUUGGCGAAGGAAAGGAAGAUUAAAACAGUCAUAGACUUGAAACAUCCCUGGAGUGAAGCUGAAGAUGCUUGGAGUAGGAUAAUGAGUGGACAUGCUACCGGAAAGAUCAUAAUAGAGCUUUGAAUAGAAGGUACAAGUGUUUAUACAGACAGACACUAUGUAAUCUGUAGGUAUGUGAUACUUCAUACGGCUAUACGUUACUGGUAUAUAUUCCUCUACUUGGGUCUGGGUGAGUUUUGUCUCCCUCAAAAACUCCAUUUUGGGUUCUUGUCGUUUCAUGGGUUGCCAGCUCUAGUCCUUUUAGUGUAUAUUGCGCAUUCAUUGUUCUACGUAUAUUUGUAGCAACUUAUCAAUAUGUCAAAAGUAAAAUAUAUUCUUGUAAAGUUGUAAUAUUGCAACUAGAACCUGUGGCAAGUUUUGUUAGGGUAAAGGUUGAUUAGUAUAUCAGCAUAUGAGUAUUAUUGUUAUGGCAGAUUUUCAUUUUGAUUUU